UCUAGUCUAGUGCUGCAGCCUACCACCGCAGCAAAGUUAUGUGGUCUGCAGCAUUGUCAACGCUCCAUGCCAGAGUAACUGGAAACAAGAGGCGAUAGACAGAUGCUUGGAGUCGGAGCCGCAUCUCCAGCUUUAACACUUCCUGUCAUGUUGUAGUGGAACAGGGUUGUGUUGUGGUACUCUAUUGCCCACAACCUCACCAUUCAAAAAGACUGAUCCUACCCAGUUGUGACUUUCACAAGUAUUAACACCAUGAGGGAGUGGUACCGUCCUGACCCAUUUACACUGGAGCCCAACGUUCCCUGGUGUGGCACACAGCUGCAUGGGUAGCACCUGUCAGAGACACUGCAGAGCAACCCUCAACCUUUCAACGACAGGAAGCCCUUUGGGCUGCUAUCUCUCCACUGAGGUGUAUGGAUUCCUGGUUGACGAAGCAUAGUUACCUAGUCAUGGAGAAAGCUGCUCUGGCUCCAAACCAGUGAACUGCUGACACCCUGUUGAAGAGACCACUGGGCAAUUUUCAUGUAAAAUGGGAUGCAACUGUAGUUCAGAUUAUGAUGAUGAUUGGAUAGAGAACAUAGAUGAAGUGUGUGACCAAUGCAACUGCCCGAUUGCCACCCAGUCGCAUAACCAGUACACAGAUCAGCUGAUGAACAUCCCCUCUAACUUCACGCCUCCCACCUCCCCACUACCAGAUAACUUGGUUGUUGCCAUAUACAGCUAUGAACCAAACCACAAUGAAGACCUGGGGUUUGAAAAGGGGGACAAGCUCAAGAUCAUUAAUAAGGAUGACCCAGAGUGGUACAUGGCAGAGUCACUCAUCACAGGCAAGAAGGGCUAUAUCCCACACAACUUUGUCGCCUCCAUGAACUCCAUGGAGAGGGAAACGUGGUUUUUCAAGAACCUCUCCAGAACCGAUGCCAUGAGGCUUUUGCUGGCUCCGGGCAACUCACAGGGCUCCUUCCUGAUCAGAGAGAGUGAGACCUCCAAGGGCUCGUUCUCCCUGUCUGUCAGGGACCUGGAUCCCGAGACUGGAGACACAGUCAAGCACUACAGAAUCCGAAACUUGGAUACUGGUGGUUUCUACAUAAACGCAAAGAUUUCCUUCAACUCUCUGAAAGAACUUGUCCAGCAUCACUCACGUGAAGCUGAUGGAUUGGGCACCAGACUGGUAAAGCCCUGCCAGUCCCGUGUGCCCGAGAAACCCUGGUGGCAGGACGACUGGGAGAUUCCCAGAGAGACCCUGAAAAUGGAGCGCAGGCUCGGGGCUGGGCAGUUUGGGGAGGUCUGGAUGGGUCUGUACAACAACCAUAGAAGGGUGGCCAUUAAGAACCUGAAGACUGGCACCAUGUCCAUGGCUGCCUUCCUGGCCGAGGCAAAUCUGAUGAAGGAGCUGCAGCACCCACGUCUGGUACGCCUGUUUGCCGUGGUAACCCAGGAACCCAUCUACAUCAUCACAGAGUACAUGGAGAAUGGUGCUCUGGUGGAUUUUCUUAAGACCACUGAGGGGUCCAACAUACCUAUCCACACCCUCAUUGAUAUGGCCUCUCAGGUGGCUGACGGAAUGGCCUACAUAGAAGAAAAGAACUACAUACAUCGAGACCUGCGAGCGGCAAACAUCCUUGUGUCUGAUGAGCUCAUCUGUAAGAUCGCUGACUUUGGACUCGCAAGACUUAUCGAGGACAACGAAUACACAGCCAGAGAGGGUGCAAAAUUCCCCAUUAAAUGGACAGCACCUGAAGCUAUAAACUAUGGAACCUUUUCCAUCAAGUCAGAUGUGUGGUCUUUUGGGAUCCUCUUAACAGAGAUUGUGACGUAUGGCCGCAUCCCGUACCCAGGCAUGACUAACCCAGAGGUGAUUCAAAACCUGGAGCGAGGUUACAGGAUGCCCCGACCUGAGGACUGCCCUGAGGAUUUGUACAACAUCAUGAACCUGUGCUGGAAUGAGUCCCCAGAGAACCGGCCAACCUUUGAGUUCCUGAGGAGUGUUCUUGAGGACUUCUUCACUGCCACGGAGGGGCAGUACCAGGAACAGCCCUGAAAAAACAAAAAGACAUGAGAGAGGAGGGUCAUGAUGAACAUUAGCUCCAAACUGCUGUUUACACAUUGAAAUACGGUCCCCACUUGUUAAAGUCUUGUGAUACUGUCUGAGAAUCAUUCCAAAUCUCAUUUUACAACAAACAUUGCAAUCUGAGCAGACAGACAGAUAAAAACCUAAUCCUUUAAAGGAUGUAAAACAUAAAAAGCAUUUAUUAUGUGACAUUUUUGAGACACCUGGGAAGAUUCCACUUUACUGUAACAUCUGCAUUUCCAUUUCAUUUCUAUUCUUUUUUCCUGUGUAUUCCCUUUAGACAGUCCUAUAAUCUAUUUGUAUAUUUUCAUUUACAUUUAAGUCACUUAGCAGACACUUAACCAGACUGACUUGUUGUGCAUUGAUCUAAAGAGAGCUAAGUGGAACAACAACAAAACCGGGUACAUUUUUAUUCAAUAAAAUAGCUACAGUAUCAGCAAAGUUGAUGCAAAAACAAAUCAGUGUUAGUUUACAUAAGGCAAAUGUUUGCUGCUUUAAUUUUUCCUUAGGUGGGAGAGGGAUGUGUGUAAUUUUAGAUAUUCUUUAAAGAAGGAGGGCUUCAUAAUGUUUUGGAAGAUGGACAGGAACUCUGCUGUCCUUUAACUGGGCUGGGCAUCAGCUGCCUUCCCAAAUAACAGAGGGGACAAAACGAAGUGCUAUGAUGGCACAGGCUGGGAGCCCAGCCAAAGGAGAGUUCUAUUAGCCCAGAUGGAAGAUGACAAGUUCCAGAAUUACAAUAUUAGCUGCUUCCGGUGUGAGGUAACGUCUGCGGUGGAUGAGUAGCGAAUCUGUGUUUUGACGUUCAAGAAUGACAGUGUGUUGUGCAGGUUCAUGUCAAGACUUGUUUGCUGUCUAUGAGGGGGUCACCAUGGAGUUAACAACUACAGUGAUGGAGUGGUUUUGGCAUCCGCAAAGAAUGAUGAUAGGAGACAUGUUGAGGAUAUGACAAAGUUAAUUGAUGUAUUGAUAGAAGAGGAGAGGGCACAGUACCAAGGCCUGGAGGGCCACAUCUUCACAUCACCAAGGAAGAGCAGCCAGAGCAUGAUCUGAUGAUGAGUCACAGUUUUAAACACACAUACGUACUAUAGAUCUAUGAGAAUAGAGGUGAAAGUCAGCUUGGACAGUACAUAGAGCCUCUUUGGCACAGAGGAGAGUGGAGUCGGUUGAAGAGUAACCCAUCUCAAAGUCCUGACUGGUUAUGGUCGGGGAAGUAGAGAGAGGUAACUAGAAAGUUCUGAGAGAGGUAACUAGAAAGUUCUGAGAGAGGUAACUAGAAAGUUCUGAGAGAGGUAACUAGAAAGUUCUGAGAGACGUAACUAGAAAGUUCUGAGAGAGGUAACUAGAAAGUUGGUCAGGUAUAACACGCUCAAGGUUUUUGUAAAGGCAGGUUUUUAUUUUCUAGAUUUGUUUUGAUUUUACAUUAGAGGGAUCACAUUCAUUUGGGUGGGGGGGGUUCAAAUCAGAGGGAAUAAAGACAGUCGAUAGUGAUGAGUUGAUGAGGUAGGUUAGGAAUAGAAAAGAAGUCUGGACAAAGAUGGUUUGGGUGUGGUUAGGAGAAGAGGUCAAUGCGUAGGGUAGUUCUGUACGUGGGACCUGGGAGACAGAGGCGACAGAGGAAAAGUACAGGGCCAGACGCUUUCUAGGGCCAGACGCAGAACCUAGACAGUGGAAUUUGAUAGAAAGUGGCUUGCAUAGGGAGGAACAGAUGGUAGCGAAAGGGGUGAGAAAGGAUAAUUGUUUUCAGUCAACUGUCCACAGCUCUGUUCUGUUGUGAGUCACUUCGCCACAGAGCAGGAGGGGAAUGUUGAGAUUACCAGGAGGAAAGAAGACAGUGAUUGUCAUAUGAUGUAGAGAGAACAGCAGUCAAACAGGCCCUCAAGAGACAAGGAUUCAGCAGAAAAUAUAAAUAAUAGGAUAGAAGAAAGUAGUGGGACAGACAGAGGGAUGAUUAUGAUUGGUCAUGGCUAUUUGGGUGUAGGGCUGAAAGGGUAGGUUUUGGGAAGGGAAAAAUACAUGAAUAAGGAAAUAAAGGGGAAUGUUGCUGUACAUUUGAUUACUAAAUGUAUUAUUAUUAUGUAUCUUA
Molecule: messenger RNA, 4154 nt
Organism: Esox lucius (northern pike)
Lineage: Eukaryota; Metazoa; Chordata; Actinopteri; Esociformes; Esocidae
Gene: lck
Product: LCK proto-oncogene, Src family tyrosine kinase
Exons: 14
Coding region: 530-2041 (503 amino acids)
Biological process (GO): B cell receptor signaling pathway; innate immune response; cell surface receptor protein tyrosine kinase signaling pathway
Cellular component (GO): extrinsic component of cytoplasmic side of plasma membrane
Molecular function (GO): signaling receptor binding; non-membrane spanning protein tyrosine kinase activity; ATP binding
Source: RefSeq, a predicted model, not a curated record